Octopus sinensis (East Asian common octopus) is the source of this 7100-nucleotide messenger RNA. RefSeq names its product multidrug resistance-associated protein 1-like. The record is from RefSeq and is a predicted model, not a curated record. Gene Ontology annotation, cellular component: membrane. Gene Ontology annotation, biological process: transmembrane transport. The transcript has 31 exons. Bases 75 to 4607 code for a protein of 1510 amino acids. Gene Ontology annotation, molecular function: ATP hydrolysis activity; ABC-type transporter activity; ATP binding. Lineage: Eukaryota; Metazoa; Mollusca; Cephalopoda; Octopoda; Octopodidae.
CAUUUGAUGUUGCUUUGGAGCAGUGUUCGCUUGCCGACGUUGCUCCAUCGAUUUCGCAGAAUUUUAAGUGUGAAAUGGCUACAAAUACUACUUCGCGUGAAUUCUGUUCAUCUGUAUUGUGGGAUUAUCAAUUAUCAUGGAACACUACACACCCAGACCUGACUCCAUGUUUUCAGAAGACUGUAUGUCAGAUGACACCUUGUGCUUUUCUAUGGUUAUUACUCCCAUUUAGAUGUCUUGAUAUUUACUGGAAUAAGAAAAAAAAGAUAUCUGUGUCAAAGAUCUUCAUUUUGAAACUGCUUGGCCUCUUUGUACUACUGACAUGUGUUGUGAUAAAGUUACUCUACAAUUUGUCCAAAGCAACUCAUCCAGACAUUUAUCCUGUGGAUAUUAUGUCUUCUUUUGUCCUUUUUCUGACUAUGUUAUUGGUUAUGAUAUUUCUUCACAUUGAAAGAAAAGGUGGCAUUGCAUCAUCUGGCAUUCUUGUUGCUUUCUGGUUACUACUGUUAAUUGGAUACUCUCUGAUGAUCAAAUCACAUGUGAAGUCAGUCAUUGAAGAGAAUAAAGCUGAGAAUGUGUUCAACAAUAUUAUCUUCUAUAUUACCUAUGCAUUCAUAGUGAUAGAAUUUUUACUUUCUUGCCUCUUGGAUGAAGGAAAAACUCCAGAAUCUGUACCUUCUAAUGUCUGUCCAGAGGAACGAGCAUCCUUUUUGUCUAAUAUUUCCUUCUGGUGGGUAACACCAUUACUGGUAAAAGGUUACCGUAAAAGUCUUGAAUUCAAAGACUUGUGGACAUUAAAUUCUUACUUAACUUCUAAAGAGAUUGUUGUAUAUUUCAACAAAUAUUGGCAAGAAGAAUCAAAAAAGCAUGUAAAGACUCAUAAUGAGGAACACCUUUUAAAGAAUAACACAGAUGACAUCAAGGUUGUUGGUGGAAAAAAAUCCAGCCUUGUAAAAUGCUUAUUAAGAGCAUUUGGGGACAAAAUACUUUUAGCUAUAUUUUUCAAGUUGAUUCAUGACAUAUUGCUAUUUGUCAGCCCUAUGCUCUUGAAAUUGUUGAUUCAAUUCAUCUCUAAGAGAAGUGCAUUCACAUGGCAAGGAUUUUUAUAUGCAUCACUCUUAUUAAUUUCUGCAACCUUACAAUCAAUAGUUUUGCAUCAAUACUUCCACAACUGCUUAGUAGUUGGCAUGAAGCUAAGAACCACUAUUACUUCUGCUGUAUAUUGCAAGAGCCUUACAUUAUCGAAUUCUGCACGCAAAACUUCAACUGUUGGAGAAAUCGUCAAUUUGAUGUCAAUCGAUGCCCAGAAGUUCCAAGAUCUCAUGACCUACGUUAACACUAUCUGGUCUGGUCCUCUACAAAUUAUGAUUGCUCUUUACUUCCUCUGGCUUACCUUAGGACCAUCCAUAUUUGUUGGAGUUGGCAUUUUAGUAUUUUUUAUUGGAAUGAACAUGUUUAUCUUAAAUGCAAAGAGUGUGUUACAGAUGAAGCAAAUGAAAUUAAAAGAUUCCAGGAUUAAAAUGAUGAAUGAAAUUCUCAAUGGUAUAAAGGUUUUGAAGUUGUAUGCCUGGGAGAAUUCUUUCAAGGAGCAGAUCAUGAAAAUACGAAAUGAUGAAAUGAGAAUUUUGAGAAAGCAAGCCUAUCUUAAUGCUUUCACUACACUAACAUGGAGCUGUGCACCCGUAUUUGUGUCACUUUUUACAUUUGUGGUGUAUGUCCUCUCAGAUGAGAAAAACAUCCUGGAUGCAGAGAAAGCUUUUGUUGCUUUAUCACUUUUCCAUAUUUUGCGUUUUCCUUUGAUGAUGUUACCAAAUACAAUCUCCAAUCUCAUAGCUGCAAAUGUUUCAGUGAAAAGAGUCACCGAGUUUUUGAACAAAGAUGAAUUAGAUUUAAAAUCUGUUGAACACAGUUUAACAGACUCGGAUAGUCAUUCUGUCAUCAUUGAAAAUGGAUCUUUUAAAUGGGAUAAAGAAGAGCCUUGCAUUUUAAAAAACAUUCAUUUUAAAGUUACACAAGGGACACUUGUUGCAGUUGUGGGAGUUGUUGGAUCAGGAAAAUCAUCCUUAAUCUCAGCCAUUCUUGGUGAAAUGGAAAAAUGUUCUGGAAAAGUUAAUGUACAGAGUAAUGUGGCUUAUGUAGCACAGCAAGCUUGGAUUCAAAACGAUACCUUGCAGAAUAAUAUCUUGUUUGGGAAACAGUAUCAUCAGUCUUUUUACACUAAAAUCAUCAAUUCCUGUGCACUUCAUACAGAUUUAAAAAUACUACCUGCUGGUGAUCAAACUGAAAUUGGUGAAAAGGGUAUAAAUCUUAGUGGUGGUCAGAAACAGCGUGUCAGCCUAGCCAGAGCUGUAUACCAGGAAGCCGAUGUUUAUUUAUUAGAUGAUCCUCUUAGUGCUGUUGAUUCUCAUGUUGGUAAACACCUUUUUGAAAAAGUUAUUGGACCCAAUGGAAUUCUAAGUAAUAAAACACGAAUACUAGUAACCCAUAAUAUCAACUACCUUGAACAUAUGGACAUGAUUAUUGUAAUGAAAGAUGGCCAGAUCAGUGAGAGAGGAACAUUUCAAGAACUUCUUGGUCAUAAAGGGGAAUUCUCAGAAUUCUUGCAAAAUUAUUUAACAGAACAGAAGCAAACUGGAAAUGAAGCUAGUGAAGAACAAGAAACAGAUGAUGAUAUUCAUUCUUCACUUGAGGAAAUUGUGCCUGAAGUUCGUAGAAGAUGGCAUGGUCAAGAGGAUGGGAAAAUGGGCUCACCAGUGAUGUCUUUGAAAUCAGAGAAUGCCUUUGAACUUGCUGAAAAAGACCAGUCUACUCCAAAAGAUAAAUUAAUCGAGAAAGAAGCAACAAUGACAGGAAAUGUGAAAUUGUCAGUGUUUUUAGCCUAUGCUAAAUUUGUCGGUGCCAAAUUUAUGUUAGUAACUUUAGUCACAUUUUUCAUGGUUGGUGCACUCAACAUUUAUUCAAACAUUUGGCUCAGUGAAUGGAGCAAUGAUGCCUUGCUUAUUCCACAAAAUGGUACAAUUGACACUUCCCAAAGAGAUUUGAGACUUAGUGUUUAUGGUGUGUUGGGGAUUAGCCAGAGUAUUGCAGUAGUGAUAGCUGAUCUGCUUUUAUUUGUUGGUUGCCUACGAGCUGCAGGCUUCCUCCACGAAAACAUACUUUCCAAUGUUCUUUUCUCUCCAAUGGCCUUCUUUGAUCAGACACCUGUGGGCCGACUCCUCAAUCGGUUUGGAAAGGAUGUAGAAGUCCUGGAUUUCCGUUUGGUUGAAAACAUUGAAUCAUGUAUCAUGUGUUUACUCAGGAUUGUUUCUGUACCCAUCGUUAUUAUACUCAAUACACCUAUUUUUAUAGUUGUCUGCAUCCCUCUCUUCAUCUUAUACUUCAUAGUUCAGCGUGUUUACAUUGCUACCUCACGUCAAUUAAAACGGUUAGAGUCAGUCAACCGAUCACCGAUAUUUUCUCAUUUUGGAGAAACUGUGUCAGGAGCUACAUCAAUCCGAGCCUUCAACAAACAAAAUGACUUCAUCAAAGAGUCUGAAAAGCGAGUUGAUGAUUACAACAUAACUUAUUAUCCUAGCUUAGUCAUUAACAGGUGGCUGGCUUUUAGAACUGGAUUUAUGAGUGAUCUGAUUGUAUUCUUUUCUGCUGUCUUUUCUGUAACCAACCGAGAUUCACUCACUCCUGGCAGUGUUGGACUUGCUAUAACAUACGCUCUCAGUAUCACUCAAACACUCAACUGGUUCGUCCGCAUGACCAGUGAAUUUGAGACCAACAUUGUUGCUGUAGAAAGAAUAAAGGAGUAUUCAGAAAUUCCAACUGAGGGUCCCUACGAGAUAAAAAACAACAAACCAGCUCCCGAAUGGCCAGAAAAGGGAGAGGUAGUCUUUAGUAACUAUGCUACACGUUAUCGAGAAAAUAUGGACCUGGUUAUUAAAGACAUAAGUUGUCGCAUUUUGCCGACAGAAAAGGUUGGUAUUGUUGGCAGAACUGGAGCUGGUAAAUCCUCACUAACUCUGAGCUUGUUUCGCAUUAUUGAAGCAGCUGAAGGUUCAAUUAUUAUUGAUGACGUUAAUGUCUCAAAGAUUGGAUUAUAUGACUUAAGGUCUAAACUUACUAUCAUACCACAGGAUCCAGUAUUAUUCUCUGGUUCAUUACGUAUGAAUUUGGAUCCAUUUGACUACUAUGCUGACAGACAAUUAUGGGAGGCUUUAGAACAUUCUCAUUUGAAUGAGUUUGUAAAAUCUCAACCGAAAGGCUUGCUACAUGAAUGUGCAGAAGGUGGCGAAAACCUCAGUUUAGGACAGAGGCAACUUGUUUGUCUUGCCCGUGCUCUUCUGAGAAAAAGUAAAAUAUUAAUAUUGGAUGAAGCUACUGCAGCAGUUGAUAUGGAAACUGACGCCCUUAUACAAGAAACCAUCCGUUCCGAAUUCAAAGAUUCCACUAUCAUCACAAUUGCUCACAGACUUAAUACUAUCAUGGAUUAUUCUAAGAUAAUAGUAAUGGACAAAGGCAGGAUAUGUGAGUUUGAUUCACCUGCAGUACUUCUACAGAACAAAGACAGUCUUUUUUAUAGUUUGGCAAAAGCUGCUGAUCUGGUCACAGAACAGUGACAUUAAUCUAGUUCUGUUAUGGCUCCUUAGUCAUUUCUACUGUAAUUUAUUGGCUUUGGCUGUAUAUCUGAUACCAUCCAGUGACUUUUUUUUUAAAUUGCAUAUGAUAAUAUUUUUAUAUGUAAUUUUUUAAAUUUGUUGAAUCUGUUUUGUUACUUUUUUUUAAUUUUCACUAAAACACUUGAGAAAAAAAAAUUAUUUUCAAACAACUGGACUGUGUGUAUAUUCAGUUUAUUGAGAGGUAUGCAUUACUUGGAUUAUUAAACUCUUCCAUUUUCUAAGAUGAUAUUUUUUCCAAACCACUAAUCUCCUCUUCAGAUUCAUUAUUUGCAUCUACAUUAUGUUACAGUUGAUUUGAUCUCUGAUCAAAUAUCUUAUUUCUCAAUGUGCUUCAGCAUGGCCACAGUCAAAUGACUGAAGAAAGUACAAAAAUAGAACUGAAUUCAAACUAAAGACCUGGUGGAUAAUGUUAUACUUUUAAUAUUUACAAUAAGGAUAUUUCUUAGGUUGUUAGUUACAGAAAUAUAAUCUUAUUAACUCAUCUCUGACAUUUAAUCAUCCACUUCAUACCUACAUUGAUAAAUUAUCUGUAUAACCCCAGGACCUAUGAUCAAAUGUAUCCAAUCCAUAGCCAAUUUUUUUUCUUCUCCAAGAGCUAGAUUAUCCAAUGUGUUCUCUUUAUUUAAGAUGGUACUAUUUGGUAUUAUCUUAGUUCUGGCACUAUUUGAUAGAUUGCAAGGCUUAAGUUUUUAGUUGUGUGUUUUACUUGCCAAGAGUGCAAGGUACCAAACUGCUUCUUAUGCUAUGCAGUGAUUACAUUGGUACUGUUUAAAAAUAAGGCUACUAUAUUGUCUGAUUUGGCUAAGGCUUAAAAACUUAAGUUUUAAUUUUAGCUGAAUGGUACGUAGAUUAUUGUAUACAGAAAGAGAGAGAUCUUAUGACAAUCAGAGAAUAAAACAAUUGAAAUGAAAAUAAUGUUGACACACAGUCUAAUCACUGUAUACCAUAAGUAAUAAAUAAACCCUUUCAGAAACAUCUUAUCUUAUUUCGAGUUUACUCUUUACCAUAGCUACAAAAGUUAAGUGCAUUUUUUUUUUUCUUUAGUGAUAGGUGUUACUCAGCCAUAUUAAUGACAGAAAUAAGUGCAACUUGAAAAAAAUAAACCAAGUUGCAGAUUUGAUUCAUUUACAACAAUAGUACUGAUUGAGGUAAAAUAUCCACAAUAUUUAACUUUGAACAACAAAGGAAAAGUAAAGACAUAAAUGCCUACUCUAUUUGUUUCAUUAGGAAAAUAUGGAGAACCUUUUUCUUUAUUUAAUUUUGUAAUUUUUAUCAAGCUUAUUGUGUUGCUCGGGGCCUUAACCUAUCAGUCUAAGAAUAUGGAAGAGAUUGUUCAUUAGUAGAUGUGAAGAGAAUACACUGUGUAUAUACAAUUGUAUCUUAUAAAGAUGCUAUCUUAAUGAUUAGAAUAUGGUUUCUAUAUAUUAAAAAAAAAUAAGUGGUUAUUUUAGUGCUACUGUAAAAUCUCAGGGAACAAAGUCUGUGACCCAAUUUCAAUUCCUAGUUUGAUCACUUGUCUUGAAAUAGGGUUGAACAUCACAUGGCAUGGAAAACAAAUUUGUUUAAGAAUUAGGUUAAGUUUGGAUGUAUGCAUUAUUAUAGUUGAACUAAGUUUUAACUUAGGGGCAUGAGGAUUCGGUUGUAUCCUCUAUACACAUAUUUGGGAUUUUUGAAAUUAGGUUCAUAUAUUUGCAUUCAACACAAAGAAAUCACAGAAUUUUCUAUUUAGUAUUGAGUAACUAACUUCUCCCCAAACAUACACAUCUUCAUUAGAACAAAGCGACUGCCAAUUGUAAGCUCAAAUAAGAGGACAUCAAAGAUAGUGACUUGGGGUAUUUAAUUAGGUCUGUUUUGCAUUUUGGGUUCAAAUCUUAUCAAGGCCAAUUUUACCUUUCCAGAAAGUGUGAGGUCAGUGAAAUAAAGUACCUAUGAAACAGAGUGGGAUAUGCCUGUUCCUCAAAUUUGCAGCUAUAUGUCAAGGUUAGGUAUCAGCAUUGAUUACUAACCAAGCGGAGUACAACUGAUCUCAAUAUAAUAUAUAAGUGCUUAUUUUAUCAACUUUCUUCCAUCUCCCAAGUGGUUAAAAAGGUAAACAUUUAUAGGGGUGGAAGGAUGUGAAAUCAAAACAUGACAAAGGUAUUUUAUUUGGUAUUACCAUGUCUGUCAUGUCAUUACUCUGGUGUGGCCUAAGAUACUUUAUAGAUGAGCUAGGUUGUCGUCAUAGAUUCUACCACAUAUGCAAGCAGUAAUUUGAGCAGAUAGGGUUGACUAGAGAGAUAAAAAUAAAACUUUUUUUUUUUUUAAUGCUGCAACAGUCUUUCUAUGCAAGUGAGAUGUUUAUCCAUUCAUAUUACUAUAUAUUAGACAUUUGCGCAAUGAGUAAUGUUGAGAUUAUUUUUUAGUCAAAGAGCCAAAUUCAAAACUGAUGAACAG